AUGCUCUCUGAUAUUACUCUCUCCGAUAAGCCGUCGACGCAACCCUUUUCUCAGACAGGACGUCCGCCGGAUACCGGACAACAGCAGUUAAGCAACGUCCCGUCCCCGCUUGCCAACCCAGCCGAUUUCCCUGCCCUCAACUACAGAGCAGCGCUGGCCGGCCAAUCACAAGAUACCAGAUCAAGGGCGAAUCAGUGGACCUACGUAGGAGAACACGAUCUGGAAACGGGAUCCUUCGUUGGGGAACCAGAACUGAAGAUUUCUGAAGCCUUCAAAGAGAGACUAUGCGUGCCAUGGAAAAAGACCCUAGUAGUAAGGUUGCUGGGCAGUAAUGAUCAGGACUAUCUUAAUGCUCUGACCGGCGGCCCCUGGGAAAUUCUGGAUCACUAUUUGGUCGUUCAUCAAUGGUCCCCGACCUUCAGAACCUCCGAUAAACCACACAGGUCAGUUGUAGCAUGGGUUCAGCUACCUGAAUUACCAGCACACUUUUACCAUAGAGAGGUUCUUUUCGCUUUGGGAAAUCUCCUGGGACGGACGGUCAAACUUGAUUAUCACACGGAGAAUCUUUUGCGGGGAAAGUUUGCAAGAAUUGCAGUCGAUCUUGAUAUGACGAAACCUCUGGCGACUCGAAUCCGUUUGGAUGGUCAUUGGCAACAAGUGGUCUAUGAAAAUCUCCCCCACAUCUGCUACGAUUGUGGUCGAAUCGGGCAUACAGAAGAGGUGUGUCCCAAGAAAUUAACGACCAUUGUUCCGGCAUCUACCGGUGAAGCACAAGCAGACAUGGCAAUAUCGCCGGCGGCACCAGCGUCGGAACCCCUCGCCGGCUAUGGGCCAUGGAUGCAGGUUGUGCGGAAAAAUAGGAAAACCAACAAAAAAGGCAACUCAAAUCGGGAAAAUUUGGAAAGAAAUCAGAGCAACAAUCCUGCUAAAAGCGGCAAUCAAGGGCGUUCUUCGCCUGGUAAGAAUCCAUCACAAAGGGUGGAGAGCAAGCCCCGCCCCAACGGUCAGGAAAGAAAAGGUAAAUCGACAGUAGUGCAGGAUCAAAAAAAGGGAACCAAAGGAUUGCAGAAAGGGAAAGUGAAAGAAAUUGGGGAGGCCUCAACUUCGGAAGGGCGAAAGGAUUCAAAUAGCCAAGAAUGGCGCGUUGUUGGGCCUCUUAAAGAUCCACCAGUAGCUACGGCCCAAAUUAAGAGUAAGAUGGCGGAUAAGGAUAUGUCAAUGGGCCAAACUCAAGCUAGCCCGAAAAUAGAUCCGAAGCCGGAUGCUGGUAAACAACUUCCUUUGCUACCCACUCCGACCCGAUCGGAGAUUGACAACAGCGAGAACGUCGACCCUAACUCGGGUGCCGUCUCUGUCCGACAGCACUACCGAAAGAAGACCAAACCACAUUCCCCUCUGAAAGAGCACUUCUCUAAAUUAUCCAUCCAAAGCACGAUGAAGAAUACCCAGGGCACCAGAAACAACAAGAGAACCUCCGCCAAGAGUGGGAAAGCGGCCACUUUUGGGAUUACUCCCCAAUCCAUUGAAGACUUCAUCACCCAGACACGGCAGAAGGAGGAGGAAUUCCAAAAGCUCGCCAUGGGAGCUAGUAGCGACGUCUCGAUGAGGGAAGAAAUUGAUCAGAGCAUCCUCGGGACGGAGAGGUUUGACAAAUUUGAAAUUGUUGAUGCUGUGGGCUUCUCAAGGGGAAUUUGGGUUCUUUGGGAUGAAGCCAAGUUCUCCAUUUCUCUUAUGGAUAGCGACACCCAAUUCUUACACUUGCGUUGUUUUGAUAUGCAGGAUAAGGAGGAGGUGAUCCUAAUUGCGGUUUAUGCUAAACCAAAUGAAUAUGAGAGAGCACCUUUGUGGAGUUCUUUGCGCUGCCUGGCAGCAGGGGAGACAAGACCUUGGAUCCUAGUUGGAGACUUCAACUCCAUUCGCUGUCCUUCGGAGAGACGAGGAGCCCAUGCUUUACAUGGACUAAUGGCCGCCUCUCUCAAAGACUGGAUCGCGGUUUAUGCAAUCAGGAAUGGCUGGUGA
Messenger RNA from Linum tenue, 2019 nucleotides. The record is from the annotation of a GenBank genome assembly. NCBI's taxonomy places the organism in Eukaryota, Viridiplantae, Streptophyta, Magnoliopsida, Malpighiales, Linaceae.